CCACCGCCACCCGCGUGGUGACCGAUCGCAUCCCCCGCCGACCAUUAACGCUCUAGCUCGCCCCCCCGAGAGAAACCCUAGGUUCCCGCCUCCCAAAAUUGGCAGCCAUGGCUUGCUUCCAGCUUGCCAGACCUGGACUCUCGACGGCCAUCGGCCUCCGGACCGGCCGCCUGUCCCGCCGCCUUUCCGGCCCCGGUGCCCUCACCGUCCACUGCCGCCUCCAGGAGAGCAACAGCGACUCCAAUGGGGAGGAGCCGCCGGAAUCGCUUUUCAUGAAGGAGCUGAGGAGGAGAGGGAUGACGCCAACGUCGUUGUUGGAGGAGAGCAACAGGGAGUCUUCGUAUGGAUUGGGGGAGGAGGAGGAGGAGAGUGGCGCCAGGGGGAGGAGCAGGGGUCAGAUGAAGAGGAACGGGGUCGCGUCGGUGGAUUUCGAGAAGGGAAUAUCAGACCAGAGGAAGCAUUCCAUGGCGUUGAACAGUGAGGGCCUUAAGGGUUUGAUUCCACAGGCAAAACUGCUUCUAAGCAUUGGAGGCACGUUCUUUUUGGGUUUUCAGCCUCUGGUUCUGAUUACUAUCGCAUUUUUUGCAGCACUUUACUUUGAAGCAAUAUGAUGCAAAACAUUGUGGCUUCUCUUAGUUCGAAUGAGUCAUGGGGGUCUUCUAAACAGAUAAUGCUAGGAAAGACAGUGUCACACAUCCUAAAGUGCGCGGCAAAGGCUUCUAAAGUCAUAAAAAUAAAGUCAUGAAAGAGAAGGUGUCACACAUUGUAAAGUCUGCAGUAAAUGUUAUAUUCAGCACACAAGCAACACACACAAGCUUGUCUAGAUAUAUGUGCAUGUGCAGACAUAUUAUAAUUAUAUGAUGACUGAAGUACUGAAAGGUGAUGUACUCCCUUUCUUCUCUGUCUUCUCAUUCUCUUCUCUAACCGUUUUUCUAUGUUCAUAUUAUAUGGGAGUGAGAAUGGAAGAUAGAGGGGUCAAAUGUGAUAAUGAAUUAUAAUACAUUCUACUCA
This is a messenger RNA of Phoenix dactylifera (date palm), 1011 nucleotides long. NCBI's taxonomy places the organism in Eukaryota, Viridiplantae, Streptophyta, Magnoliopsida, Arecales, Arecaceae. The record is from RefSeq and is a predicted model, not a curated record.